This is a messenger RNA of Xiphophorus hellerii (green swordtail), 6473 nucleotides long. RefSeq names its product leucine-rich repeats and calponin homology (CH) domain containing 1 (gene lrch1). NCBI's taxonomy places the organism in Eukaryota, Metazoa, Chordata, Actinopteri, Cyprinodontiformes, Poeciliidae. The record is from RefSeq and is a predicted model, not a curated record. The coding region runs from base 161 to 2353 and encodes 730 amino acids. Gene Ontology annotation, cellular component: cytoplasm. The transcript is spliced from 20 exons. Gene Ontology annotation, molecular function: protein binding.
AAAUCUUGACGCAACGGGCACACUGAGAGGAAGACGCGGCGCCGUUUGUUGGGAAUCUCACCGCGCGACAGGGCACGGCACGGCAGGCUUUGGGGAAGUCGAAUCCGCGCUUCCCACCUGUAUAUCACCGGACGCACGCGUGGCGGAGAAGCGGAAGAUUAUGGCGACGUUGGGACCGGAGUCGGCUCGCCCUCCCCUCGCCCAGCUCGGAUCUCCCCCGUCUAACCAGCCUCACGUCGGCUGCGCGAACCUGCCUCCCAACCGGGGCUUGGAGCGCGCGCUGGAGGAGGCGGCGGCCAGCGGUGUGCUGAACCUCAGCUGCCGCAAGCUGAAGGAGUUUCCCCGGACCGCGGCCAACCACGACCUGAGCGAUACGGUGGAGGCAGACCUCUCAAAGAACCGGCUGAGCGACAUCCCCUCAGAGGUCUGCCACCUGGUCGCCUUGGAGACACUAAACCUGUAUCACAACUGCAUCAGGACCAUCCCAGACAGCAUCAUCACCCUGCAGUCGCUCACAUCGUUGAACCUCAGUCGGAACCAGCUGGGCUCUCUGCCGUCGUGCCUCUGCGGUUUGCCUCUGAGGGUCCUCAACGCCAGCAACAACAAACUGGUGAGCCUGCCGGAGACCAUCGGGCAGCUGCACAGCCUCAUGGAGCUGGACAUCAGCUGUAACGAGAUCACGGCCCUCCCCCGGCACAUCGGCCGACUCAAAGCGCUGCGGGAACUUAACGUGCGGCGAAAUCUCCUCUGCGUCCUGCCGGAAGACCUGGCCGACCUCCCGCUGGUGAAGUUCGACUUCUCGUGUAACAAGGUGUCCACCAUCCCGGUGUGCUACAGGAAGAUGAGGCAGCUGCAGUCACUGCAGUUAGAGAACAACCCGCUACAGAGUCCACCUGCACAGAUCUGCAUCAAGGGUAAAGUCCACAUAUUCAAGUAUCUGAGCAUCGAGGCGUGUCGCAGCGAGAAGAUGCCCGACUCGCUGUACCUCCCCGUCAUGGAGCGACUCAGUUUCACUCGCCCCUCCACUGGCAGUGUGGAGGACAUGGAGCAACAGAAGAAGCAGGACAGCGACUCAGGAGUAGGCAGCGACAACGGAGACAAGAGGCUGUCUGCUACCGAGCCUUCAGACGAAGACAGUCUGAGUCUCAACGUGCCGAUGAGCAACAUUACAGAAGAGGAGGGACUCAGCAAAGACGACUCCAGCGAACACAUCAGCUCCCUGACAGCCGACCCGAACUCCGACUCGGUGCGCCUGAUAGAAGAGAGUCCUACGGAAGCCCUGAAUGACCCGCUGAGCUACAGAGACUCGUCUCUCAGCAGUCGCUUCAUCAGCUACAUCAAGGGCCGAACGGCAGCGGACUUCGAAGAGCCCCUCAGGAUAGAGGAAGACUCACACUGGCAGACAGAGCAGACGUCAAAGGUCUCGAGGGGCACAGAGCUCCAUAUUGACAUGAUUAACCAGCUACAGGAGGCGGUGGAGCUGCUGCAGAACCCCAGCAGAGUGAGCGCAGAGCAGGAUGAUCUGUCUGAAGUCCAGCUGUACCCGGUGGAGAUGGUCACCGUGGAGGAGUCGUUCAACGGACAAGACAGCGAUGAGGGAAGCACAACAUCAAAGCGCAUGGAGGAGGGAGGCUAUGAGUUCCAGAAGAAGAGGCGGAUGAUUCUAGAAAAGGCCCGCUUUGAGGCCCAGCUUGCGUGCCGGGACUAUGAGUGGCAUAUGUCCCUGAAGCAAGAACACCGAUCUCCAACCAUGGGACCUCCAUCUCUCUCCAGUCCGCCGUUUGGGCUGAAACCUCGCUCAGCCCCGCCCUCACUGCCGUGCUCACCCCCUCCUUCCUGUCUAGACCCCUCCCUCCUCUCACAGGCCUCACCCCUACAUCGUAGACAUGGCGACGGAGGCAUGCUCAGCCCGGUGUUCCUGCGGAGCCACAAGAGCAUGGAGUCCGUGGACCCCCAGUUCACCAUGAGGAGGAAGAUGGAGCAGCUGAGGGAGGAGCUGGAGCUCAUGGAGCAGCUGAGAGACAUCAUCGAGAGCCGACUGAAGGUGGUCCUCCCUGAAGACCUGGGCUCGUCUCUGAUGGACGGCGUCGUCCUCUGCCAUCUGGCCAAUCACAUUCGCCCGCGCUCCGUCGCCAGCAUCCAUGUCCCCUCGCCCGCCGUGCCCAAGCUCAGCAUGGCGAAGUGCCGGCGGAACGUGGAGAACUUCCUGGACGCCUGCAGGAAAAUAGGCGUGCCGCAGGACAAGCUGUGUCUGCCUCACCACAUCCUGGAGGAGAAAGGCCUGGUGAAGGUGUGCGUCACGGUGCAGGCCCUGGUGGACGAGGCCUCCUCCAAACCCCCCGUGCUGGUGUGAGCAGCGCAGCAGCGGGACCGACGCCGCUCCGCGCAACGUGACGCCGCGGUUCACCUCUGCAUCGCUCGCAGUAUCGCAGCACUUUGAAUUCCCCCUCGUCGGCGUGCAGAAAGGGAACCAAUUCCGUCUGGAGUGGGUUUAUUAUUUACUAACUCAGAAAGAGGAAGGCUGAAUCGAGCGUCUUGGCUCACUGCAGGUGUUUGUUUUUUUUUUUUUUUUUUUAAACCCUAAAAAUCAGGAGUUUAGGAUCCUUUUUUUUUUUUUUUUCUUUACUGUGGUCAGCUAAAAGGGCAGACGUAGAGCCCCACAUUUUUUAGGUUUUAAACUAGAUUAAGAAAAUCUUCACACUGGCUGGUCCCCACUAUUUUUGUAAAAUAUUGUGACAGUUAUGAAAAGGAAAAAAGAAUUUCACAAAAAACAAACAGAAAUCGAGAGGAUGCAGUGGAGCCACGCAGUGUUUGUGGAUUUUUCUGUGGAACGUAAAUUCCAAGUUAUUCGUGGAAAAUUCGCCUCGUAGCGUUUUUGUUGCAGAACAUAUCUAAAAUGUUAGAUAUUAUCAAAUAUUGAAAAGAAAAUGCAGCUUGAGAAGCUGAAAUAGCUUAGUGCAAUGCUACUUGACACGAUAUUGGCUGGUGUUUGCACAGCAGUGUUUGUAUUAGAGUACAAAUUUUAAACCAAUUUUUACACCCAAAUUUGCAAAACUACCACUUCACGUUUUUCUGUCCCAUAACAUGCAAGAAAAGACAUUUUUCCAAGGCUGUGUUCUAUACUUCAGCAUAGAGAUGUUUAUUAGCCAGAAGGAUGUUGGCCAGUAGCCAAUCCAGGACAACCAUCAUGGACGACGUAAUAAUUGUGAGUCACAUUUAGAGAAUAUUUGUUUGGUCCCUCCCAAAAUUAAUAACUAAAUAUUACUUCCCCCAGUGCUGUUUCUGUUGACCUUUUGCAAGUACGUCACCUAAUCAUGUAAAGCUGCCAUGACGGACGUCAGAAGGGAGGAACAGGAGUAUCAAAAGGAGCGAUUGUGAUUGUUUUCCCAGGUUUUUGUUUCUAUAUUUCUAUGGCUCCUACUGGUUCCACAGAGCUAGUUUAUCUGUGGAAGUACACUUGGGGCUCAUAGGCAGCAGUAUUUACAAAAGUUUGAAAUAGCGAGCUUAGAAACCGGCCCAUAUCUUUGCCUUUCUGAUGUUUUUGUUGAUUUGAUCAAAUCACAGACUUUGCUUGAAUUGACAUACCACUUUAUAAACAAUGGUCUGUUUUACACCAUAGAACAACUUAAAGUGUACAAAAGUCUAAAUUUUUUAGACUAAAGUUCUAGACGUUAGCAUGCAUCUUUUUCCAUAUCCUUUUUGUAUAUGGUAGGCUAUAUGAUGGCGGGGCAUUUCUCCAUGGUUAUCAUGGUUAGCCAAGUACCUUCUCCAUAAUACAGUAUUAGCUGCAUUUCCAUUACAAAUUUGUGCAAAACUUUUAUUAAAAGUUUAUAAUGAGAACUUUUAGCACAAGUGGAAAGUGAGACUGUUGGAGGCGGAGUCUUGCUGCUACGCCGUCACAAACCAGACAUGUUAAAAAGACGGUAUAAGCCUUUGAACACCGAUGGUUUAAUGUACCGAUACUCACGGAUGAAAAAUCGAUACUUUCCGAGGGGAAAAAAAUCGAUAAAUAUCUUAGAAUCGAUUUCAUUAUACAGCCCUACUUCCCAGUGCAAAACGUUUUAAUUGAAAAUCGAAAUUGCCCCGUUUCUAUUGGGCACAUUUAUUUUCAAAAUGUCAAUGGAAAUGCAGCUACAGAUUACAUUUUACUAAUCUCACUUCCUUAAGAGGUGUAUUAACAUUAAUUUUCUUACCUUCCAAAAAUAUUUUCGCUCCACAUCGGUGAGUACAUCAAGGGCUGCUAGUCCUUACGAUUAGCCGCUACUAUCCAUCGCUGUCGUCUUUCCUCAUCAAAAGGUUUCCAGACAAAAAGUUUGUUGUGGAUUCAGGUCUGUUUUCAGACCAUUGUGACCCAUUUUACUGUGAAAUUAACUAAAUAAAAGCAGGAUUAGGCUGCGAUUGUCUGAUUUUUGAUCAGCUUUGCAGGAGCUAACGUGCACAUAUGUUGAUUUGACUCCCGUCAUGGCGGAGUGGGCUGCUUUCUGAAUAGCAUGGCGUCACGUGCAAAGGGUCAAUUGCUUCGUGAAAGAAUCCAUUUCACUUGAUUAAUAGGAAAAAUUGUCAUACCUCUAAAGCUCCACUCCGGGUUUUCCCAGUUACCUACGACAAUUCACCACCACAUGCUCCUAGCAUAAACAAAAAAGUGAAGGCUGGAUGUUAGCUUCUGCGGAAAAGCUAAUACGGUUUUCACUGUUCAUGUUAAUGUAGAUUGUAGACGAAGGUAUAUUAGAUAUUUGAACUAUUAAAACAGCCAGUGUUAAAAGUUUUUGUACAUUUUUCACAUAUUUCAACUAUUCAUGGAUAGCUGUGGUCUCUAACCCCCAUGAAUACCAGGGUCCACUGUACUGUUACCAACUAUGCUAUUUUAUGAGAAAAGCCAUAAAGAAAUGCCAAAUUUUUUAUUUUUUUUAUUUUUUAUUUUUGAUGAUAAAUCCAGAAAUUGGUAUUGUUCUUAAUGAGAUAUUUUUUACCAAAUGCUUUUGGAUGAAAUAGCAAAUUUAUUUAUUAUUUUUUUCUUUCUUUUCCCUUGAAAAAUCAAUGUAUUUAAAAUUUUCCUGACGUUUUUUUUUUUUUUUAAUCCCUUCUUUUGGCUUUAAACAUGAAUUGUUUUAAGAUACUUUAAAUUUUAUUGAGCAUAUUUGGACACAUUUAGACUUUUUUGGCCUAUUAGUCUGAAUAUUUUAGUCGCCUCAGUGAUCCCGCUGUCUAUGCACACAUCAUUUAAAAUGUUUUUUUUUUUUUUUUUGGGACUGUAUACAGAUAUAUUUGGUUGUUUUUCUACUGAGCUUGUAGCUGAAAUGUUUUUGCUCUCACUUCUCUGAAGAGAAUCAAACCAAAAUACUAAAGUCUUAUGACAGAGGGAGAAGGCUUUUUAUCUACUUCUAUUUAAACCUGAAGAUAUUUAUAAUAUAAAGAGAAGCUGAAAAAAAACAGAGGCUUGAGUUGUUGUAUAGAGUCAGACAGAAAUAGGCCAAAGCUAUUUUUCUCUAAUAUAUUUUGGGUAUAAGUGUGUAUAUUAUCUAAAGUUUACCUGUGACUGUCUCUGAAGCGGGUGUCUUUCUGUCACUGUCUCUCUGGAGGACACUAAUCUGACUUUCUCUGCGUCGUUUUCUCGUGCCCCGCUAACCGAUUCAUCCAGUGGAAAUGGAACAGAUGGACUCGUUGACGUGUUCCCGUCAGAUGCAGUUUGUUUAAUGUGCCAAAACACACGGCGUUAAUAAGAAAAAACAGACAAAAGGUGUAACGAGACAAAAUGUGGAGAAGCUCCAGCACUGUACAUUUCUGUGUCUGCCCCCUAGGGGCCGCCGCUUGUCAUUGAUUUCUUAAAACUCGAUGACUCAUGAAUAUCUGACAUUGGGACAUUGGGACACAGGUAGAGAAGUGAGCUAAUCGUCGCGCCUCUCGUUCAGGCCUGGACUGCUGAAGUGGUUUUUUUUGGGGGCGGGGGGGUUUAAGACAUUUUGAAAUAAUUAUAAUUUUGAGUUUUAAAACGUCUCGGAACAAAAAGUCAGAUUCUCACAGCUCUGAAGAGCAAAAUUCAAGUUAAUGUAGCAAAACAUUCCUUUGGCCUGCUGACUGCUCUGAAGAGGCUUUUUCUGUGUGUGUGUGUGGGUGUGGGCAUGUGUGUGAGUGUGUGUGUUUCAGGCUGGAGUUGUUGCUGUGUGAGAUUACAGACUGUGUGAUUCAGGGUGGGCUAGGUUUACUGCACUGUUGAUGCCUCAUUACCCAGCGUGCUUCGUCAACAGUAUUUACAGUGUGUGUGUAAGUGUGUGUGUGGCCUUUGGCAUCAUGUUGCUCUGCAGACCUGGCAAAAAUGGAUGCAUUAAAGGGGCAGAAAAAAAUCUGUUGCCCGCAUUGAACUCUGUAGUAAGAGAACAAGAUGUUUUACCUCCUGAACUUUGAACCACAUCCUUUUGUCUGGACGGAGACUAAACGCCGCUCAUAACUAAUGCAUAUAAACGCAGAAACUCUCA